ACCAUCUACUUUCCGCCAUCUUUGAUUGUGAGGGGAAGUCUAACACUCGCUUUUAAAAUGGUAAAAUUGCACAUUAAACAGGGAGAUGAGAGUUUAUUCCUCUUUGAAACAACUUGCCAAGCAGAACUUUCUGAGCUGAUACCUCAACUUGUUCAGAUCCAGAAUGGUAGACUAAAAAUUGAACGUUUGUUCUACGAGAUGGAGGAGCUUGCAAAACAUGGGAUAACUCUUCCACCCAACAUGCAAGGACUUACAGAUGAACAGCUGUCUGAUCUCAAUCUUCAUGAGGAUUGGGAGGAUGAGUGUGUUCCCAGUGGAGGAGUCAUUAAAAAUAAGGACCCAAUUGGUAGACGGAAUGGGAAAGCACCUAGUGAGAAAAUGGCAGAGGUCAUCAACAGAACAAGAAAAGAAGCAAAGGCUAAAGUGUCCAAGGAACAAGUGGCAGCAAAUAUCCCUCUCACCAAUGAGAUUAUCAAAGAUUCUUUAGAUCAAAUGAGAGGAGCUGUAAUGAUUGUGUAUCCCAUGGGAUUACCUCCCCAUGAUCCCAUCAGACAUGAACUGGAAAACAAAGAGGAUUUAUCUGGAACACAGGCUUCCCUUCAAGUGUUGAAUGAAACCACCACCCAAUUGUGGUGGGCUGGGAAAGAGCUUCAAAGAGGGAAAAAGCUGCAAGACUUUAUUGGGAAAAAUGAGAAAACAAAACUGAUUAUCAAAAUUCAGAAGAAGGGACAAGGGCCACCCAGCAGAGAGCCGGUUUUCAGUGAAGAGCAACGGAAACAAAUGAUGGCUUAUGCCUAUAGAAAACAAGAAGACCUUAAGAAACUGGAAACAGACGAAGACGACAGUUACCUUAACUCAGACUGGGCGGAUCCCCAAGCACUUAAAAGACAAUUCCACGGUGUUGGGAACGUUAAAUGGAGACCUUAAGAGGAACGGCGACAUUUAAUUACUUCAGAUAUAGGACAAGUACUUUCGUAAAUUACAGCCGCAACAGACCCAUUGUCGUCGCGAUUUAAAGCUGCAGUCCUUAAAUCUUAAAUGACGGGUAGAGGAGGGAAAUUACUGACGUUCUAACGGUCGAUCUUCUCAAGACUUUUCGUUUUCGAUUUCCAGCUGAAUGAGAGCAGGAUUGAACAAGAGUCUUCUAAUAGCAAUUCAUUUCAUUGCUACAAUAGCGCUGAACAGUGGUGUAACAUCAAGAAAAUCUGGCUGAAAUGAUUAUUAGAAGGAAUAAGAGAGCAUGAAAAAGUAUAAACUCAGUGGUAGUCAGAGUUAGAACUCUUGGAAGCUCUUUCCUUGUUUGGCAUAAGUUUUCGUGCGGUGGCAACUGUCUUGUUUUUCCUCGAUCCCCCCCCCCUCCCCCUUAAAUGAUGAUAAAGAAAAACCAAGAAAUACUGUGCUUACGUCUGAAACUUUCGCUUCUCUUACCUCAGUUGAUACCUAAAAGAAAUGGGUCAUAAAAGUCCAGGAAAUUUUAACAAAGAGCACAAGUUAGUGACUACAAAAUAAUGCGUUGGCUCCUUGUAUUUCGUUUGUACUGGAAACUGUACGCGACGUAAAACUGACGCCAAAACGCCAGAAAGAAGAAAAAUAAACAGCGAAAAAGUUAUGCAAACGUUGUGUAUCUUACAUAUAACUCAAUAAAUAAGCUCUUGAUUAGAGAAUAA
Messenger RNA from Stylophora pistillata, 1667 nucleotides. Its product is annotated as cilia- and flagella-associated protein 298. Gene Ontology annotation, biological process: regulation of cilium movement. The record is from RefSeq and is a predicted model, not a curated record. Lineage: Eukaryota; Metazoa; Cnidaria; Anthozoa; Scleractinia; Pocilloporidae.